GUUACUGUGAAUCUAGUUGCAAGCGCCGACUAGCACUUUGUGCUUUGUAGUCAUUGUUCCACGUGCAUUCCGCAUUCUCUGAGCAAACUCGAUUUUGACUCUCGGCUGAAUGCAACAACUCAACCAACUAGUACGUUCUAUCCGAUGUCGUUCUCUGACCUUUUGUCGCUACAGCAACCUGGUCUUGGAAGUGGGGAUUUCAAGCACACCCCAUCUCUCCCAGGUACUCAUCUAUUUGAAACGCUGAAGAGUAUCGACGAUGAAUUCUCAAACAGUCUGACUCUGAGAGAUGUCGAAAUGCAGGCUCCUCUAUCAGAGGAACUGACCGUCAUCGUCCUUGAUACGAACAUCCUACUGGACUAUCUUGAUGUGAUACAAGCAUUCGUCACGGAGGUUGAAGAGCAGGGAUUGCCUGUAUUGAUUAUCAUUCCGGGUGUCGUGAUUUACGAGCUUGAUGGGCAGAAGAAUCGCGAGAGGCUCUCUUGGUUUGCCCGUAGAGCAUCAUCAUGGUUGCUGAAAAAAGUGAAGGAACGAAGGUCGGUUAAAGGUCAGGCCUUGAAUGAGACGUGCAAAGCCUCGGGAAAUUGGAAAAAGAGGGACUUGGAUGCUGUACUAGAAUUUGGCUCUGAACGUAGCAACGAUAGUUUGAUCAUCGAUUGUUGCAAAUAUUUCCUACGGCAACGGCGAACAUUCUUGUGUAGCAAGGACAAGCUUUUGACCGUGGAAGCUGAAAGCGAAAGUGUAUUGACAAUAUCGCCCAGUCGCAACACAUUUUCCAGCCGUGACAUUGCUCAAGCUCUCUUUGGGUUUGAGGCUUCUCGCUUCAGGUUCAGCGGGUAUCAUCCGACAUACCGAAAUUCACUGGAAAAUUUAAUACAAGCAACACCUACGCCAGAACCAGAUGAUGACGGAAUGGAUGUCGACGAUGAUGCCUCUUCUGUGCCUCAGCUUCUUUACCCAAGCCACUCACUAGAUCUCCUCCACCUACAAGUGAUCGAUUAUUUCACAGGGUUGCUUCUGGAACUGGUUGUUCGUGUGGCAGGCCCUGACGUGCGGAGCUUUGGCAACAGCAACUCAACAUCGAAACAUGCGCCUUCCUAUUCAAGAAAGAGUUUUGCAACGUGGGGUGCUCUAGAUUGUUUGGACUACCUAGGGGGGAAGAAACGGUUGCCUAGGACUAGUCCACGGGUAGACACCUUCAUGACACGACCGUACGAAGGUGUGGGGGCGCGGAGAGGCCAAGAUUGGUCCCGACGGGACUGGGAGACGGCGUUAAAGGGGCUGAGGGAAAUAGGCGAUGACUGGCAAGAAGGAUCUAUUCGUGAGUCGGUACCUGCCGCAGAACUUCACAUCAGCCGUGUAUUUGCGAUGCCGAUGCGGCCAACGGGGCUGUGAAUCGCCCGCAGUAGUAAUGGAUCAUGACAUGAGGCUAUGGCGUCUCCGAGUUGCUUAUACUAGCUAGUAUCAGAAUCCAUUGACUUGAUAUUUUAAUCACCGUCCA
Molecule: messenger RNA, 1501 nt
Organism: Suillus subaureus
Lineage: Eukaryota; Fungi; Basidiomycota; Agaricomycetes; Boletales; Suillaceae
Product: PIN domain-containing protein
Exons: 6
Coding region: 145-1395 (416 amino acids)
Cellular component (GO): nucleus
Source: RefSeq, a predicted model, not a curated record